Sitophilus oryzae (rice weevil) is the source of this 1251-nucleotide messenger RNA. RefSeq names its product GATA zinc finger domain-containing protein 14-like. Lineage: Eukaryota; Metazoa; Arthropoda; Insecta; Coleoptera; Curculionidae. Bases 1 to 1251 code for a protein of 416 amino acids. The transcript has a single exon. The record is from RefSeq and is a predicted model, not a curated record.
AUGCGUGCAAUAAUCGGAAGAUUAUCAGGCAGAGCAUUGAGUUUAAUUGGUUCACGUAUUCAUGAAUUAAAUUCAUGGGAUCAAAUUAAAAACUUAUUAAAUCUUAGCUUUGGUGACCAACGAAAUCUAGAUUGUCUUGUUCAAGAUUUGAUUAUCCUAAAACCUAAUCGUAACGAAACUCCAUAUAAUUUUGGAAUGAGGUGUCAAGACGCACGUUCCUUAGUAUUUUCAAAAUUAAAUAUGUUAAGUCUAAACCCAGCUGAACACACUAUAAAAAUAGCAAAUUAUGAAGAACUAGCAUUAAAAACUUUUAUUAGAGGUUUAAGUGGUCAAUUGCAAAAUAAUAUUCGAUUAAGAGACCCAAAAACUUUAGAAAAAGCUAUGAGUUUGGUUAUUGAAGAAGAAAAUUUUCUUUAUAGCCAAAAUAAACAAAAUUUGGUAAAUAACAAUCAAACUUUUCAACUGAAUCAAAGAUUUACACCUGUAGAUAAUCCUUUCAGUAAACCAAUUAAUUUCCAAAAUAAUAAUUCCAAUCUCUCUUUCCCAAAAUUACAGAAUAAUAAUCCUUUUCAGAAUAAUCCUUUUCUGAAUAAUCCUUUUCAGAAUAAUCCAUUUCUACAGAAUAGUCAAAAACCUUUAUUUUCACCUUAUAAUAAUUUUAAAAAUAAUUAUCAACAAAAUUUAUUUAGACCUAAUAAUCAAUCAUUUAAUAACAGACCAAAUUCUAACCAAUUUCCAAUGAGAUCAAAUGUAUUUCCAAGACCAACUUUUCAACCUUUUAAUAGACAAAUGAAUUAUCCUCAAAGGAGUAAUUUCCAACAGAAUUUUAAUCAAAAUCCAAAACCAUUUUUCAAAUCUAGUCAAGUUAUAAAAAAUCAAAAUUUACAAAAACCAGAACCCAUGGAAGUAUCAUCCGGUAGAAAUGCAGUUAUGCAUCCCAAGCAAAAUUUAUUAUUUUCUCAAAACAUUAACCCAGUGACUCAGAAUGAUUAUCCUAAUGAAACCUUUGAUUGUUCUCAACAUUAUUGCGAAGAAUAUCCAGACUAUGCUGACCAAGAAUAUUAUAAUUAUUAUUUUAACAAUGAAAAUGCAAGUUCUAAUAAUUAUAUCUCGACGACAUAUGACACACAAGAAUAUAAUGAACAAUUGAAUAAUGAACAAUUUAAUAAUGAGUGUUUGUUUCCCAAUAAUAACACAGACACAGAUAAUGUAAAUUUUCCUUUGACUCCACCUAUGAAGGAAAUAACUUAA